Molecule: messenger RNA, 24144 nt
Organism: Pelobates cultripes (western spadefoot toad)
Lineage: Eukaryota; Metazoa; Chordata; Amphibia; Anura; Pelobatidae
Source: the annotation of a GenBank genome assembly
CUCUCCGCCCUCUCCGCUCCCAUCGGCCGCACUCCGGACCGGGCACCGGGCAUGGGGCGAGCUGAGAGGGGAUAUUCUGGGUAACUGCACCCCGCUGGGGGGCUCAGACACACCCGAUCCGGGCCACUAGACAGACACUGUACACGGCUAUCACAUUAACAUCCAGAAAACAGGCUACACAACCCCCCCAGCACACAGACUAAAAACCUAUAGAAAAACUACAGCAUUGAGAGCCCCCAUCUCACCCUAUAGAAAGCCCACACACUGCACAUUAUACCCCUCACCCUUUAUAUUCUUUAUAGCCCAAAACUCAGUCUACACAGCCUGCAUAUCACCCUGUACACGCUAUAUGUACUUUAAUACUAAAAUAAAUCAUAAAUUACUAAUAGUAAUUAACAGUAAUUUCCUCCCUUUUUUUUAAACCACAUUUCACAUUGCUGAUCAUCACUCAUAUACCUUAGAAUAUUUAGAAUCCUUACACUCACAUGACCUUAACUCCAUAAACAAUCAAUAUACCUCCAGAUUCCACGCUUUAUAGCUCAGGAACCCCCAGAGAAUUUACACAACCUAAAACUAACAGAGUAUAAUUAGCACAUUUUAGACCUCAUCCCUACCAUUCACACUGUCAUUACAACUAACCUCAUAGAUAUUAAACACUAGUCAUCCUAAAUUAUCACUUCCCUGCCAUAGUAUAUUUUUAUAACCAUUAUUUACAUUAAUCCUUGUGCCAUCCACUACUUUGCCAUUCCCCAAAACAUCCCUCAGGGCAGCUGUAUUUUAUUUCACCCUGUUUGGUCUUUCAGAACAGGUCUGUCUUGUUCUGUAACCCAGGAAGUCCAUAAGGGGAAGGGCACAGGACCCAACACAUUUCUGACCUCUCUUGCAACCUUUAUCUUGUAUUCAUUGUCACUUUCAAUCAGCUCUGUAAAGUAGACAUCAAACUUUAGCAGUUUGCUUUUUUUACCAAACCUUUUUUUUUAGUUUCCCAAUCAUUUUCUUUCUAACAUCUUUUCAAACAGUGACUUAAUGCUUCUUUGACUUUUCCUGCAAUCCAUUAUUGAUUGCUCAACUUUUUCUUCCCAGAGGAAUUGUUCACACAAACACUAUUAACAGUUUUUUUUGUUUUUUUUUUAAAGGACCUUCUUUGGGUCAGGAUGACAUAUUAACUUAAUAGAUCUUACAUUUGUCAUAUUCAAUACAUAGGGUUUCCCCCCCCACACUGUUUCUUGGUGUAUAGGAUUUUUUUAUUUUAUUUUUUAUUUUUGUGCUGGUAUGGCCAUGGUGUCUGGGGGCUGGGGAGACCCCAACGGCGACACAAAUGGUAUGGGGAAAGGGUACCCCAGAAAUUCCGAGGAGGAGGAAGCCUCACCUCAGGGUGGAAUGAGUGAUCCUGAGCAGGGGGAUGAAGAACGCCCUGGGAUUCAAGUGGACUGUGUUGUGUGCGGAGAUAAGUCCAGUGGCAAGCAUUAUGGGGUCUUCACCUGUGAGGGCUGCAAAAGUUUCUUUAAAAGAAGUAUCCGAAGGAAUCUCAGUUACACCUGCAGGUUAGUACCAGGUUGGUCUUACAACCAUUUAUGUAUAAAGCAUCAUCUUUUCCAUACCGUUCCAAAGAGUUUUCAUGAUUAACAAGAUAAGUAUAUUAUAUGCAUGUUUAAUAUGCCCGCUUGUUUUUUUAUCAACCAUUUUCCUUUUCAUGUACACUGCUAUGAGCCUUCAAGUUGCAUGCAUAAUCAUAGCGAAUACACACACACACACACAACACCACAUGUAUGUUCAGUCAGUGAUAUAGACUGAUGCAGCACUUUUUUAAAAAUAAAAACAACAAAAAAAGUGUAUAUAUAUAUAUAUAUAAAUAUAUAUAGGCAUCAACAUUGAUAUAUUUUGAAAUUGAUAAGUAUAUUUUAUAUUUUUGCUCCUUUUAGAACCACGUAGCAAAACGCAGUGAUAGACUGGCAGAUGUAGCCAUAGAUUACUAACCAGGUAUGACUGUAUUAAUAUAUAUUGUUAGUACAUGUCAUAGAAUUCUGUGCACUAUAGUAAUCUAAUGCCUUUGACCCAUAUAAACAGAUACAGAUCAAUAUAACCAUUCACAGGAUGUUAUGUUGUCAUUGUGAGAACUCAUGCAAAGUGGAUUGGUAGGAUAUCAGUAAGUGUUAGAAGAGUGUACUUAGCGAUAUAUUGUUACCAACUUAUAGAGCAAUAUGACAUCUUCAGAGCAAUUGAAUACAGGUGGUCCAUACACAAUUUACUAUAUUGGGUUAUAUGCUGCAGAAGGAUGUAAGUGGAAAUGAUUCAAAAGUUGUGUAUGUGGACAAAAUUUUAUUACAUAACUAUCUUGAAAACUGUUUCUGUUGGUGCAACCCUCUUCUUUCCACAACCUAUGGUGUCCUUAUUUUCCAGAUGUUGCAUCACCAGUACAAGGCUUAAAAUGUCAGGUUCUAUGCUAUUAGACCGGCCUAAAUGUUACUCGUCACUGCUAAUCGGUAGGGUCCAUGGCAUACUCACCAUUGGUGAAUUUCCUUUGCCAGGGCAAAAUUUUCACUCACCAAUGGCUAGCGUAUGAGAGAAUACAGAAUAGUACUUUAUAUAAUGUCAUUAAAAAAUUCAUAUAAACCACUAUUGACUGUGACAUUCACUUUCUGUAAUUGAUAGUUGAAGUGUAAAUGCGAGGGGAGGGGAGGGCAGGGGGGCUUCCAAGCAAAAGUACUAUUCGAGCUUUUGAUGAUAACUCGAAGAGCAUCUAAUAAAUAUUCAAUAGUACACAGUCAAGCAAAUAUUGCUAAUUGUAAAAAGAAUAUAGUGGGUCUAGGGGAUAUGAAACCUGGGGUUAAUGUGUACAGAAAGCCUGGAAUGAUGAAAAAUCUCCAAAGCAGUGUUUGUAGAGAGGGGGGAACACAAAUGAGUAAAGGACAUUUUAAAGGGAGACUAUAGCUAUAGGCACCAAAACAACUUUAGUUUUAUGAAGCAGUUUUGGUGUAUAGAUCAUGCAUCUACGUAUGCGUCUCACUGCUCAAUUCUCUGCCAUUUAGCCGUUAAAUCGCUUUGUUUAUGCAGCCCUAGUCACACUUACCUCCAUGUGAUUUGCACAGCCUUCCUAAACACUUCCUGUAAACAGAGAUCUAAUGUUUAAACUUAUUGUAAUUUAUUUUUUUUAUCUUCUUCUGUUUUGUUGAUAUCAUUCUAAACCAUGCAGGAGCCUCCUGUGUGUGAUUACAUUUCAAUUUAUAGAGCAGGAGAUAAAAACUUCUAAAGCAAGUUAACUUGUGAUUGAAAAUCAACCCAUUUGUUUCAUGCAGGCUGUGUCAGUCACAUCCAGGGAUGAACCCUGUAAGUCACUCCGACAGCCACUUAAGGGACUUACUGGACUUCAGUGUCUGCACCUUUUAUACAUUGGUGCCCUUAGCUCCCUCUGCCUCCCCCCUCCCCUCAUUUGUGCCCCUCACCCUUUUUGGUAAAUGAAUGGUUAAAAACCCUUUAUUUACUUACCUGAUUCCAGCGCCAAUGCCUCCUCCUAUGUCACCCAACAAUGGGCGCUAGUGCAUAUGUGCGGCAAAUGCCACGCGCACAUUAGACAUUCUCAUAGGAGGGCAUUGAAACCUCAUGCAAAGCGGGAGGACGUCCGGCGUCAGAUACAAAGGCCUGUUAGGAUGCAGGAAGGGAGACAGCCACUGGAGGCAGACUUAGAGCUGCAAUGUAAACAAUGCAGUUUCUCUUGAGCUGCGAUGUUUAACAUUGCGGCACUAAACGCAAUAGAGACAGUGCACCCAGACCACUUUAAUUAGCUGAAGUGGUCUGGGUGCCUAUCGUGUCCAUUUUAAAUGACUUUUUCAUGCUCAUUUUGAGUACAGUUGGCUUUUUAAAGGGAUGCUAUAAGCAUCAAAACAACUUUAGCUUAAAGGACCACUAGGGUGGUCUUUAGGUCCCACUCCCGCCAGGCUCUAGGGGGAGGAAGGGGUUAAAUUCUUACCUUUCUUCAGUGCCGGGCUCCCUCGGCGAUGGGGACUCUCCUCCCUCUUCCGACGUCAUCCGAUCAGUGCGCAUGCGCAGCAAGAGCCGUGCGCGAAUUCAAUCAGUCCAUAGGAAAGCAUUUCUCAAUGCUUUCCUAUGGGCGGCAGCGUCUUCUCACUGUGAAAAUCACAGUGAGAAGCGCGGAAGCGCCUCUAGCGGCUGUCAAUGAGACAGCCACUAGAGGCUGGAUUAACCCAUAUGUAAACAUAGCAGUUUCUCUGAAACUGCUAUGUUUACAGCUGCAGGGUUAACCCUAGAUGGACCUGGCACCCAGACCACUUCAUUGAGUUGAAGUGGUCUGGGUGCCUAUAGUGGUCCUUUAACCCCUUAAGGACACAUGACAUGUGUGACAUGUCAUGAUUCCCUUUUAUUCCAGAAGUUUGGUCUUUAAGGGGUUAAUGAAGCAGGUUUGAUGCAGUCUCACUGCUCAAUUCUCUGCCAUUUAGGAGUUAAAAUACUUUGUUUCCAUCUAUUACGAUUUAUAUAGCACCAACAAAUUCCGUAGCACAGUACAAUGGAUGGACUAACAAACACGUAAUUGUAACCAGACAAGUUGGAUGCUCAAGAACAGAGGGGUUGAGUGCCCUGCUCAAUAAGCUUACAUGCCAGAGUCUGUUCAGUACUAGGCAGUCCCUGGCUAUAACUGACACAGCCUGCAUGGAAAAAACAAUUCAAUCAUAUGUUAACUGGCUUUAGAAGUUUUUAGCUCAUGCUCUGUAAAUUGAACUUUAAUAACACAGACGAGGCUCCUGCAGGAUCUAUUAACAGAACAGAAGAUAAGAAAUUCUAGAUUAAACAGAUUGUGCAAUACAGGAACCUAAAAUAUACGGGUUAUUUUUCAGGACGUGUUUAGGAAAGCUGUGCAAAGCACAUGCAGGGAGUUGUGACUAGGGCUGUAUAAACAAAGCAAUUUAGUAAGACUGCAGGACAUGAUCUAUACACCAAAACUGCUUAAUUAAGAUAUUUUGGUGCCUAGAGUGUGCCUUUAUUUAUGCUGGACUUUCCUUGGCCUUGUGUAUGUCGUGGUGUCUGUAGAGCGUAUCUAAAAGUGAAAAGUGAUACCAUACACUAUUAACAGUAUGUACGUAUGCUACCAACCAAAUAAAAUGAUCAAACACGGCCCCAUGCAGAGGUAUGACCUCAUUACCGGAGGUAUUGUAUCACCUUAUCACGUGAAGAAGAAAAUAACGAAUAGCUGAUGGCAAGGGAAGCUAAUUUUAAAAGCGCAUUUAUGGCAGAACAUUUUCAAAGUGGUGUAAUCACCAUCAAAACCAAUAGGAUUGUUCCUGCUAAUUAUUCCACUUUUAGAAUUUUGCCCCAGAACUGAAUUCAUAUAUAAUCAGUAACAACUGUCCGAAUUUAUGUUAUUAAAUAUAAUUUUUAAAAUCUAAUUUUAAAGGAACUCAAUGAGAACGGUAUAUGCUGUUAAGUAGUUUGUAGUGUAUAUCGCAAAAAUAUUGUGAUAUGUAAUAAUAUAGCUUGGUCUUAAAAAGUGUUUCAAGAAGCUAAAAAAAUGUUACUCUGAAAGGGUAAUUCCAAGCUCCAUUACCACUUCUGCAUGGAGGAAUGAAUUUGUAUGUGGAGGGUUUCAACUUGAAAUGCUGCACCUAUGGAGAUAUCUGCACUUUUGUGCCGGGGGCUACUUACACCCCAGACACACAUUAUGUAGGCAGCUCAGAAAUCAGUUCUGGGCACCCUAAUGUUAGUUAUGUGCAAAAAUUACGUCUGUCGUCAAGCUCUGCAAGUUGGCAACAUACUUAAUCAGUUUCUACACUUUCAAGCAGUGCUGUGAGCUCUCCUGCAGGUAGAAGCCUGUUCCUCCAUUUAAAGGGAUGCUAUAUUCAUCUGAAUAACUAUAGCUUAAGGUAGUUGUUCUGGUGAGUAUAGUCAGUCCCUGCAGUCCUUUUGUUGUAACCACUGCCUUUUCAGAGAAAAGACAGUGUGUACAUUGCGGCCUAGGACACCUCCACAGUGCACAACGUACAGGAUUGAUAGUCAGUGUCUCUGUGCCCUGCGUGGAGGCGCUGAGCUUGCCCAUAGACAUGCAUUGAGUCAUACAGAUGCAUUGACUCAAUGCAUCUCUAUGGGCAAGCUCAGCGCCUCCACGCAUUUGCCGUGCCAAAACAGAAGUUCUAGGUGGUGAAUUUGGUGCAAAUUUGGUUUCUAAUGCCAGCACUCACUGCAUGCCACGCGUACCCUCCCCUCAGGCCACCCUUCAUGACAUCAGACAUAGAGGAUCAGGCUGCAUGAAGAACUAGGUCCUGACUCUGGAAAAGCAAUCAGCUUUACUUUUUUCAGGGGCGAGGGGGGUCCCUAAAUGUUACUUUAAGCAAGACCAUUGUUUUAUAAAAACACUUGGCUUUUGGUUGGAGUAACCCUUCAGUGUUUUUUAAAUAAAGCAAGGGGUUGACAGUGCUCUAAAAGAACAAAGAAUAAGAAACAAUUAUAAUAAAAAUUAAAAAAUGAGUGUGUGUGUAUAUAUAUAUAUAUAUAUAUAUAUAUAUAUAUAUAUAUAUAUAUAUAUAUAUAUAAGGAAAUAGUCAUAAUGCAUGCAAAACAUGUAUCAGAGGUACAUUGUGGUGCCUACCCAGGAAAACCAUUGUUAUUAUUGAUAUCUAUGUAGAUACAGAAUAUUGCAUCUUUUAUCAGAUUUUUUUAGCAUUGACAAUGCUUAUUUCUGAUUAUUCGGAUAACUACAGUAUGCAUUUUAUCCUUCUUUUAUUGUUUUCUUUAUUUCUAUUCCAUUAAUUGCACCAUCCCUGUCUCAUGGGCUACAGUUGGCUCUGGCAUACACUAGUUGGUGGCAGGAUAAUACUACCACUCAGAAACACAUUGUUCAGCAUCGACAAGUAAUAUAUCGGUGUGGGUUAAAGCUGUUUUUCUGGUUUUAGUUCAUUUAUUCCCUUUAAGGGAUGGAAUUUGUACCUGUUUGGACAUGUUAGCAACAGAACAAAAGGUCAUACUCUGAAACUGGAAGAUAGCUUUAUGAAAAAAAACACAUCACAGCCCUCAUAGCUCCCUAUUUAUUUGACAGCAUUGGGGAUUUAUUCAUGCAGUAGACUCACAGCGGACAAGAUGGCUGCCUAAGGGAACUCCCCAAGCACAUUUUAGUAGCAUACAAAUUGUAUGUAGUCUGUUAAUAUUUCAAUGUUGGUUUUCAAAAAACAAAAUAUCCCUUACUUCUCCCCCUUUACAUUUGAUAUUAUAUUAAAGGGACACUAUAGUCACCAGAACACCUACAGCUUAUUGAAUUUGUUCUGGUGAGUAGAAUCACUACCUUCAGGCUUUUUGCUGUAAUCACGGUCACUGGCCACUUCUCAGGUGGCUGUUAGAGAUCUUUCCUGGGUCAUGGCUGCCUAAAAUGCGUCCAAACAUUCAGUGUCUCCUCUCUCUGUAUGCAGAUACUGAACUUUUCUCAUAGAGAUUCAUUCAUUCAAUUCAUCUCUAUGAGGAGAUGCUGAUUGACCAGGGCUGUGUUUGAAUUGUGCUGGUUCUGCCCAUGAUCUGCCUCUUUGUCAGCCAAUCCUAUGGGGAGGCAUUGUGAUUGGAUCAGGCUACCACUUCUGCUGUCAGCAGGCAGUGGGCAGGUCAAAAGGAAACAGGGACAAAGCCAGCAGCUUCGGGCUUGAAUACAAGUAAGAUUUUACUAUAUGUAGGUAGGCAAGAGGGGGCCAGGGUGGCUAGAUGGUGGUUUGAACCCUAUAGGGUCAGGAAUACAUGUUUGUGUUCCUGACCCUAUAGUGCUCCUUUACAGCGAUUCUAUCACUAUAAGGGUUCUUUGCAUAAUUUGCAAAGAGCCCAGAUUGUGACUGCUACGAGUGCAUUCCAGUGGUUACUUCAACCUGUCCCUUGUGGGCGCCAUCAUUUUCUUCAGCGAGGUCCUCUUCAGCUCCUGCCUCUUCCUCUACCAGGAGCUGAUGUCAGUGCUGUACUGUUGUGUGCACAAGAGUACAACCGUGAUGUCUAUGGGGGAUCCCGCAGUAGAGAGAGAAAUGUUUUCCCUCAGACAAAAGUUAGUUCUGCCUUUUGACAAGCAUAGGAUAAAUACAUAAGACAAAGUAGUCCCUACUCUGUCUUAUGAUAUCUUUUGACUGGGUUAGAAUUUUGGGGAUAUUCCAACACAGUCUUUAUGAGCAUUUCAUAAAUAUUUUAUCUUCUUGAAAUGCUAUUUUUUUUUGAGUGGGUGUGUAUGACAGCCACUUGAAUAGAGAAAGCUUUAUUGAAGUGUUCUAAAAAAUGGUCUAAAAUGCUAUGGGGCAGUCACUAUGAAAACCACUGGAAACAGCAGGCGCAUUGCAUUGGUGAUUGCUUCCCUUUCACAUUUUGCACUUUUAGAAUAGGACACUAAUAAAUCUCUCCCAUUGUGUCAAAGAGUUUAUUGUGGGUGUACAGUCAAUGAAAGCUGAAAGUCAAUAUACCGAUGCACUACUAAACAUUCCCAGGCAUGUCUCAUUGUUUUCCUUGGGGAAUCACUGCACAUGCUCACAUGUGUUAUGUCAUAUGUACAGUGUAUUCUCUCUAGCAGUCAAUGGGGAACUAUUUUGACUGCCUUACGUAUUUUUAGCAGAACAUGUAUGCCCUUUCAAUUCAAUGGUUGCAUUCUACUAUCUGAAUAAUAUAUGGUCCUUUCUUGGGAAAGAAUUACAGGACUGUAGCAUGAUGUAGUUGAGGCAAGUAAAACAAUGGCAAGUUUAAUGAACAACUCCGAAUGAGUUCAUAGCAGCACUGCAACUUUUGAAUUUGCUACACUUUUUGCAAAGAACCCCCAGGUGACACGUCCAUUUGCACAGUCAUAAGUGGGUGCCGAAGGAGGAACAACUUUCUCUCUGGGUCACAGUCUUUAAGCUAUCAGGAUUAUUGCAUUAUUGUUAUUAAAAGGGUACAAUUUGACAAAAUAGAAAAAAUAAUUUCUGUGCACGUUUUAGGGAAUUUAAGGAAAUAAUCUCAACAUCGUUUCAAAAUUGUUACAAUUAUCACUCAACUUAACAGUGAGACUGCAGGAUCUUUCUUAUGUGAAUAUCCAUUAAAGCUAGUUUUUCCAUUAUACAAUAUGUAUAUAAUGCAAACCUGCUUCAUUGGGUUGGAGUUUAAGUAAAAUUAUACAGCAUUAUAUACAUUCUCUUAGAAGCAGCCUGCUGUGUACUUGCUCAUAUGGUAGACCAUCCUGUAACUCUAAAAGCUAUGACAUUGUUCUGGAGUUCUGGUUCUUUGUCUUUAGCUCUGAGGAGCUUAUUACUCUUGACCUUUGCAACAGUGUUUAUUUUAGAUGGAGCCUUGUCUCUACUUCCAAGCCUUUUAUUUACAUUAACACAAAUUAACCCUUUGUCUCUUGGAUACAUUCAGCAGACUUCCUUGUUCGUAAAAAAAUAUUUAAAAACAACCCUUUUGUUUUUAUUUCUUAAAUCAUAAUAUGACAGCAGAUUUUUUUUUCUUCCACUUCCCCAAGUAGUUUUUUUCUUCUCUGGCACAGAUUAUUGUGUUGUUUUGAUGACAUUGGGGUGGUAUGCCACAGUGUGAUAUCAGGAAUCUUCUAUUGAAAAUGUAAUCGGCACAGAGUAAUUUAUUCAUCAUGAUUCAAACAGCUACAGGGGCAAGCUGUGCGUGUUUACAGAUCUGCACACACUCUUGAACAAACAGAUAUUUUCCACAAUGUGCCAUGCCCAAACACUGUAUUUAAAGUGGCCCUUAGUCCACAAAACACACAGAUGACAGCUAUACAUACUUAAUAUAUGUUUUGUGCUAGAAAAAAAAAAUGUACCUGUUAAAAUUCUAACAUUAUCUAAAGAUCGGUACUGCCUGAUUGUAUGUGACCUCAUUCCAUUCAAAAAAAAUUUUUCAAGGAAGCUCAUAAAAACUUAUCAGGGCUGAAUUGGUUAAAUAAAGACUGCACACAGUUGCCUACGCUUUACUGACUACAGCACUGAAGUAUGCAAUAAGCGUUUCUGAUAAAAAUCAGCAAUGAGGUCACUGUAAAGCAAGCGGACGUGUACACACCAACACACCUCUCAUAUAGUGUAUUCAUCACACAUCUUUCUAUAAUAAGUAAGGAAAAUAUAAUAUCCAUCCUAUUGACAAGACAUACAUAUGGAAGGGAAAAAAAGUAUCAAAAUACUCCAAGUUUUGAAUUAUUAUUAAAAGAGAAUGGAAAGUUUAAUAAAGAAUUGAAAAACAACUAUCAUUUGUGUUAAAGGGAAUCCAUAGUGCCAGGAAAGCAAAGUCUUUUUCCUGGCACUAUAACUCCCUAUAGUGCCCCCCUCCCUCACGCUCCUUACCCCUCCUCUAGCGCUCGCAUUAGACUUCCCCCUAUAGGAAAGCAUUAUACAGUGCUUUCUUACGGGGUUUUGGGUGACGAUUGACGUCCCCAUGCAUAGCGUGUGGACGUCCAGCGCAUGUUAGGCGACUAAAAGUCGCCUAACAACCCGGAAGUCCCUCUAGUGGCUGUCUAGUAGACAGCCACUAGUUGUGGAGUUAACCCUCCAAGGCAAUUAUUGCGGUUUAUCAAAAACUGCAAUAAUUACCACUAGAGGGUUAAGGGACCUGGGACAGUGCACCCAGACCACUUCAAUAAGCUGAAGUGGUCUGGGUGCGUAUAGUGUCCCUUUAACUAUAUUUCAAUUUAUAAUGAAGAUUUACCAAAUUCCAUCAUUAUCCAUUUAAGUCCAGGGUCAGUUGGCAACACAUUGCAAAUGAGGAGAAAUAGUAACUUUUAGAGGUAAGAAUGAAAAUUGUGGUGCUCACUUUUUAAGCAGUUCCCUGGCACUUUUCUUGCUCCUAUUUAGUUCCCUAUUUGCAACAAAAUAUUUAUUUUUGCAUGCGUCUUCCAUUAUUUUAUUUCCUUUGCCAUUUUGGUUCACAAAGUCGUACAUUUUACUGUAUAAAAAGAGAUGUCUUUUCUUUUCUACAGAUUUUUCAACCACAGAAUGAUGGGUUUUCUGUAACAGCUAAACGGCUUUCAGGAUAUUAAUAAAGAUUAAAAGAUGCAAAUGUGUGUGUGUGUGUGUGUGUGUUUUUUUUUUUAUGUGAAUCAUUUGCUUUAUUUGUAUUUAUUAAUGAUAAUUAAUGUAAUUAAUGAUAAAAAAAAAUCAACAGAAAUGAAAAAGUAGUGGAAUUUUUGGUAUUAUAUUGGUGCAUCACAGAAAAAGCGGGGUGAAAAAACUAUGUAUAAAGGUGGGGUAAGCGUUUUAUACAUAAGAAAAUGGUGCAUGUACACAAAACUGAGGAAAUCGAAUGCAACCAUGUUUACACAUUUUUCAUCUCUCUCUUCUUCUCUCUAUGAUUUAUCUCUGGUGAAUACAUUUAAUUAUAUUUCUGAUGCACUACAUAUUUGUUAAAUAUAUGGGAUAAGUAAAUAUAAUCUUAAAAAUCCCAGGAAGUAACAAAUCCCAUUUAAACAUUUCCUCUAACAUUAUGCUUUCGAAAUACCUGACCUUUAGAUUUGCUCUUUGUAUUAUGUCAUUUAGAUUCCUCCAAAUUGCCACCUGUCUAACCGUAUCUCAUUUAUUCUAGUAUUCUGUUGGUCUUCCAAAUUUUAUGUGUGUGUAUGUAUAUUUACAGUGCUUUAUUUUGGGCAAUAAAGUGUCUCAUACUUUUAUAACAGGGAACAAAAUGGUGCUAUUACCCUCAUAAUUUUGUUAGUUAUACGAUAUGUAUGUUUGGAAUACCCAGUUUAAUUUUAAGAUGUGUCUGACCUCUGCAAUGUAUUCUAUAAAAUAAAUAUAAUAUAAAAAAAAAAUAUAUAUAUAUAUAUAUAUAUAUAUAUAUAUAUAUAUAUAUAUAUAUAUAUAUAUAUAUAUAUAUAUAUAUAUAUAUAUAUACUUAUAGAUUUAUUUUAGUUGCUUGUAGGCAAUUAGCAUUCACAAAAAUAAAAAAGUUUGAAUAGUGCUAUGAAAAGAGAAGAUAAGCAUUAGACUAAACGUGGCUCUGUCACCUUCUGGGGUUUUUACAUAUCUUCCAAUGGUGACAUUGCCACUGGGUGUGCCAUGGCGUGGGAGUUCAGCGAAGGAGAAAUUUGCUUACCUGAUGUUGUCACCCACAGGUGCUGCAAUUUUAUUUCUUUAGCUCCAGGUGCUUCAUCUGCUUAGUGCUCAUGUCAGUCCUGUACUCGCAUUCAUUUGUGGGAGUACAACACGGAUGUCUAUGGAGUGUCCCGUGGGAGCCCCCAUAGAUAUUUUCUCGUGAUGAGCAAGAUAAUGCAUUUUUCCUAAAGCUGUCAUUAGAGACAGCUGGGAAACUGACAGAACAUAGCUCCACCUUUUGUCAUGUGGAGGAAAAUAAAUAAAUAAAACAAGUAAUCCCUUUUUUGUAAUCCUUAUUAUAUCUUUUAACCUUGUUGGAUUUCCAUUAAAAUUCCAACACAGUCUUUAUGAGCAUUUCCUAAAGAUGUUAUCUUUAGGGUGGGAGGGUGGUGGUUGACAGAGCCGAUGUAACAGUGAGUGGGACAUGUUGGCAGUUUUUCAGCUAAAGUAGGGUUAGGGCAUCUAAACCAUUUUUGUUUAACACCAACACAUUUAGAUAUUUAACAAAAACUUAGGCAAGUUCAUUAACUAUAUAGCCUCCUCAUUGCUUAUACAAGGUUUUACUGUAGAUUCAGCCUGUUUCAGAUUUUCCAUGCUUUUGCAUUUAUUUAUAUUAGUUUUGUUUAAUAUAUCUCAUAACUGAUUUUUUUUUUUUUGUAGUGGGUGGCUGGUGCCAGGAGGCUUGCACGCAUUUUUCUUGCGAGAAAUUUAUGUUAAUGUUGUAUAUUAUAUGGGUUUUAGAGGCAUAUCAUUUUAAAAUGUGUUUGCAUGUAUAUGGUGUAUUUGAAACCUGCUUGCAUUUUAGUGCCUGGUUUCUGGGAAGCGCUUUGUAAGUCACAGACAUUCUUUUAAACUUUAUGCUUAGCACUCUUCUUUGCCUUAUGUGAUCUGUGUCUAUACAUACAGGUCAAAUCGUGACUGCCAGAUAGAUCAGCAUCAUCGCAACCAAUGUCAGUACUGCCGUCUGAAGAAGUGUUUCCGAGUGGGCAUGAGGAAAGAAGGUAACUACCCUAUACCUUGUAACAUAAUUCAUUACAUAUACCAUACUUCAAGGGAUUCUAUAGUGCCAGGAAAACAAAGCCAUUUUUCAGGCACUAUAGAAUGCAACAGUGCCCCCGUCCCGCAGCACUGAAGGGGUUAAACCCCCUUCAGUCACUUACCUAAAGCCAGCGCAGAUGUUCCACCAGAGGUGGAGUUAACCCUCAAGGGCAAUUAUUGCAGCUUCUCAGACACUGCAAUAAUUACCACUGCAGGGUUUAAGGGACAUGGGACAUUGCACCCAGACCUUUAAAUCCUCUCAUGGACAUCUCUUCUACCAGCUACCCUUUCCGCUCUUCUGUUAACACUUGGUUCUGUCCAUCUUUAGGCACCUCUAGCCAUAAUAUAUGUAUUUAUUCUCUAAAACAAGAGAUUUGGAGAACUGUCAAAGAAAUGACAAAUUUUGGGUCAGAAUAGUCAAAGUUGAAAAACUCCAAUUUUAGUAAUUUUCACAGCUCUGCUGUUUUGCCUUAAAAGAUCACGUUAAGCACAAUCACAAUAUUGUAUAAAUACAAAGGUGAUGGUGCAUAGAGAACCUUGCACCCACUCUCAGAGAGUGGCUUACAACUGCAGCAAUUUGUAAAAAUCACACAGCUAUAAGAGAAGCCUGUCAAACAUAUGUCAAUCAAAAAACUAGAAUUUUUAGUUCCAGCUGCCGUUUAUUAAUUUUGUACGUGUGUGUGUUUAAUGUGUGCAUACCUCAUGCUUCUUUCUCCCUGACAAAAUCUGAAUCAAAGACAGCUGCUCUGUCAAGAGGUGCAUGUAAAUCGUUUUACUAUACAGUGCACUGAGUUGUGGGUAAACUAUAUCAGAUUCAUACAUUUUCAAUACAUUAUCUGUCAUUUCCUGCCCAGUUUCCCUUUAUAUUUUUAAUGUCGCAUGUCAAUUCUUUGUAAUUCUAAGCUUAGUGAAUAAACGUAAUGCCCAUUGUACAGCGUGGUGGAAUUUGUUGGAAAUUUACAAUGCUGUAGUGUAUUAUUAUUAUUUAUAAUUUGGGCAGCACUGCAACGAGGGACCAUCUUCUUAUUCACUAAACAGCAAAUUAUAAUGAAUUGAAAACCAAAUAGCAAAAUUUAGGGGAACAUAUCUAAAGUUCAGAAAUUCUCCAACUUGGCUGUAGUCUCAGUUUGGCUUUAUUGACAUGCAGUUUUAUUCUAGUUCAUUAUAGUUUAAUAUUUAGAAACUCUAUGUAGGUUAUUGGUUCGCUGUCAACACCCCAGGAUCUGUGUUGCUUUAUGGGCAUUUGUGGCUAGCCCUGCCCAUUCUUUGACGUGAAAGGUUAAAUAAGAAGUGUUCGUGGUGUUUGCAGUUUGUAUCUGCGGUACUUCUCAAUGAAACUCAACAGCCGUUUGCUCCAUCCCUGGCAGUGUCAUUAGCCAGAGCAAAAGUUCCAAUUUAGGUUAUGUCAAUUUUGUUUAUAUUCCAUCCUCCCUGACAUCACUCCACUUCCAGCAAAGGGGAGUGACUUCACCGGAGGAAAUUUGGUCUUGGUGCUGGAGUGGAGGUGAGUUAAAGUUUUAUUUAUUUUUUUGUGUUGGGUGGUCAGUAAAGGUUGCUCCUGAUAAAAUAGUAUUUCUUAAAGCACUGUUUUUGAGGUUUGAGUAACCCUUUAAACAUCAUUAAAUCUUACCAGCAUUGCGAUAUCCCUUAGUGUGUUUGUUUACUAAAGAGAGAAUGCAAAGUUAUUUUCAAAUUAAAGGUCAAAAUAACCAAAUUGGAAACGUCACUUCAGCUACUUUGGCUUUAAGUUUUGAAAUUCACUUUGAAUUCUUACUUUAGUAAAUAACCUGUUAUUUUUUCACUUCUCCUCAAACCUCUCAUUUGGGAGGCUAGAAAUACAAGGGAUAAAGUACUAGGUAUAUGAUAAAUCACUACGGAUACUUUAGUACAUACUUGUAGGAUGAAGCCAAUUUAAGACAGCCUGCAAAAUACACAUUUCUUAUUUGCUAAAUUCCCUAGUUCACAUUUUUGGAGGAUUUGGAGCAGACAAAGUCCUUACAUUUUCCUUGUGAGAAAUGCUCCCAUGGCUAGUUAAAUCUCAAUAUUUCACAUGCUAUUUAGUGAAGGAUUAAGGAUGAGAAAUGACAGCUUCUCAAAUUUCUCACAAAGAAAAUGACAAUAUCAAAUUUCAGUUCCUCUUCAUUUGCUUUGGCUACCAUCUUUGAUCUUAUAGUGACUAAUUUCCCCACCCACAGGUUUCACCCUUUCCACAGUCAAGACUGCAAAACAUGGCCCUGUUUUCUGCAUUGUGUGAAUGAGUUUGUGUCAGCAAGUCUUUGGCGUAUAGUUACUGAGAGGAGAAAAUGCCAAAGUUUUCAAUUUGUUGAAAGGAUUCCAUAGAUAAAAGAACACUAUAAUGUUAGAAACACAAAUCUGUAUUUUCCCAACACUAUAGUGUCCUAGUGCCAGAUUAGUUUUAGGACACUCGCCCCACCUGCACUCCACUUGCAGAAAAAAAGCUAAGACAAGUUCUGCAGUCUGCACUUCCUCCUGUGGCGUCAUCUAGCUGUCUCACAGAUGAUCCAAUCCAAUGCUUCUCUUGUAGUAAAGCAUUGAAUUCUAUGCGUUCCUAUGAGCUUCAUUGGUCAUGUGGCCAAGCUUUACUUGGUUGUUGCAGAAGACAGCCACUUGAGGUGUGUUUAACUCUGCACUGUAAACACAUUGUGUUAAUGAAAUUACCUGCAAUAGUGUAGAUUAAAGCAUGCGCUUCCUUGAAGUCUGCAUUAGGGUGGUAUCCUGUGUUCUCAUAUGCUUGCAAUUAAUAAAUGUCAAGCACAGUACCACUCUUUAGGCAUUGUGGGUGCUGCACUUAAUUUGCAGUGUGCACAUAUUUGUGUGUACCACAGUAUCUUUGCCAUAGUCGUAAUUUAUGCUGAUGGCAUAACAUUUUAGCUCUAGAUUUGCUAGUAGUCUGGUUUUCACAAGCUACAGUGAAACGAUCUGCUUCAUACAACACAUAUUCACAUAUAGGAGUCAUAUAUUGCACAAUAAGCACACUUAAAGGGACACUACAGACUACUUGAUCUCUUGGAAGUGGUCUGGGUACAGUAUUCCUGUUCUCUUAACCCUACCAUGUAAAUAAACAUUGCAGUGCUAAGACUACCUCUUCUUACGGAUUUUGACUUUGUUAAACAACACUGGACGUCCUCACGCUGUGCAUGAGGGUGUCUUCAAAUCCCCCCAUAAGAAAGCAUUGAUUCACUGCUUCCUAUGGGAAGGCUAUGCGGUGCUUGCCUCAUUAGGUUGCCCCUUAGCUCUGACAUUGGAGGAGACGGAGUGAGCGCUGAGCAACCUUGGCACUGAAAAGAGAUGAGUGAAAAAAAGGCCUUGUAACCGUUUAACUGGCACAGGGUGUGCAGGAAAUGGGGCUAGGGGGCAGAGCUUUGUAUUCCAAACACUAUAGUGUUCCUUUAAGAGUUUUAGCUGAUAUGAUGUAUAAAGAAAAAGUUGCAGUACUAGAAAACAUUUUAGAUGGCUGUGCAGCAGCUUUGCCAUAGUGUCAUGUUACUGUAACGUGUACAAAAGAGGUCACAGUUUGAGAACUGAAAGGAUCAAUUGUGCGUUUCUUUUGUUUACAUUCCCAUUCAAAUAUCUCUAUGCAUACUGUCAAGAGCACGACCUGUUUCACUAAAGUGUGAAUAAGCUUUAAAGGGCAGUUUGUGAAUUGUGUGACAGCAUUUUAAGUAGUUUUUCACUCUUUUAGGCUUUAUUAAUAAGAGUAACAGAUAAGAAACAGUUUGCCGGGUGGAACAUACCAAAAUUUCCUUGCAUGAUACAAUGCAAAUAAUUUUUAAUAACAUUUAAAUUAGUUUUAACUAGCAUUUUAUUUAAAUUAUAUAUAUUUUAAAUAUUAUGGAAAAUAUAGUUUAACUUUGUAGAAACAUUUGUGGUGUUUUUUUCAAAAAAAAAAUUGUAGUGCGCCAAAAAAUUUAAAUUGCCAAAUUAAAAAGAAAUAACUGCUUAUUUGCAAAUCUUCUCAUUAAGCUAGCCACGACAACUAUUUUAGACAAAGUCGCAAGGCAGCACAUGUAAAAGUAAAAGGCCACAGUGCUUCCAGCCCAGAACAACCUAAGCUCAUGUAAUGAAAGAGAAAAGGUAGGUCUGGCCACAUAAGGAUGAUUCUGGCAGACUUAUUGAGCAGUGACAUGGCAACUCAAAUAAUAACUUCUCAAGCGUGAAAAUUGCUUUUUUUUUUCUUUUUUAAAGCUUUUUUUAAAACUUAAACAUUGCAUGUCACUGCUCACCUAAAGUGCCUAAACUAUGCUUAUGUCCCCAAUAUUUUGUUGAUUGCGAGAGCUAUGUUAGGCUGGAUUUUGAAUAUCUGUUUUUAAUUUACAAUCUUUCUGUUACGAUUUAGCAUUUUGUGAAUAAUACCGAAAUGAGUUAGCUUAAAUCUGUAGAAACCCAACAGUUAUCAUGCAUACUCCCCAACAUUGGUGUCCCGAGAAGUAUUGCACACAUACCAUCUGAGUUCUCACUAUGCACAGUUCAAGCCAAGGCCACGGAGUUUGCAUGCAGGCAUUUCCAUCUGUUACAUUAGCGGUUGAUAGGGUUAAUCUAUGUAUAUUGUAAGUUCCACUGCCAGGGGCAGGGUGUGUGAGGAAAGGACAGGUGAUAAGUAGGAACACCUUGUCAUGUGACCACAUGACCUCCCAGCAGAUAAAGGUCAUAUCAAUAAAUCACUUGCAGAAUGCUAUGCAUGUGACCAUAAUUUCACAGAGGGUGGGGCUGGUUAAGGUAUAAUGAGAAAUGCAGAUGUUAAAGUUAACCUUAUUAGGUCAGUGUGUAUAGCAGAAUGGUGGUUAGUCAAUUUAUAUAAAUAAUGCUUCAGCUUUUUGUUUGGUUUUUUUUCCGCAUAUUUAAGCAAUUGAAAAAGUGUCUGUAGUUUUUUGGGUUUUUUUGGACUCAUCAUUUAUGUUUGUCUCUUACACGUCUGUGACUUUCUUUUUGAUUUAGUCUUUUUUUUUCUUUUCAUCUGGCCUCUUUCUCUCUCCAUGAUUAUUUCUCCCCCUCCUUCUUUUUCUCUCACCCAUUCUCCUUUGCCCUCCUUUUGAUGUGUUUUAAGCUCUGUGCCCUCUCCUUGCUUGAGUGAACCCUAAGCGUCCAUUCAGGCAUUAGAAAGUAAAUAAAAGCUCUGUCUUUCCCCCUCUCUCCCCCCCUCUUGCUGCUGCCACUUCCUCAGUUCAGCACAUUCCAGCCAGGGCUCAGCAAACAUGGAGUGAACCAAGUGUAGAGAAAAGGGGGGAGGAGGAGACACCAAUGACCUGCAUGUACUGAGGAAAGGAGGAGGGGGGUGGGGGAGAGGCCACUGCAAUGGUACUAAGAAGGGGGAGGGAGAGCAGAUCAUAGUGCAAAUGUAGGAGGAGGACAGGCAAGAACAAACAUAGGCCCAGAAGCACAGAAGUCAUAUACAAGCACUGCUUGUGCACAGUAAAAUAAAUGGGUGCACAUAGCCUAAGAAUACAGUGGCAGCAGGCUGAUAAUGGUAUAGAUUAAAACCAAAAUAAUGGAUUAACGAAGAGCGAUAAACCAUUAUUCUGAUAGAUGAGUUGAAGACGAGGAUCAUAGCGGAGAUUAUCAUUUUCAUUUCUGCAAUAUUGAGCAGUGGGCUUUGUAUUCAGAAUGUUAAACCCAUUUAGAGAGUGAAGGCAAUUACUUUGACCUACCUGGGUGCUGAUAGAGCAUAGUGGGGGUUGGGGAAAUAAACAAGCUAGUGUGUAUAGAGAAAACAUACCGAGUAAAGUCUAAAAGACUGUAACUUGCUGUACUCGGGGAACCGUGUAUGAUCGCCCAUACAAAGUUGAAUUGUAUAGAUCAGUGGUUCUUACCCUUUUUUUGGGGGGGGGGUGGCCGAGGGGCAGCUACCAAAAUGAUGUACGUCAUUAACCAGUUUUUCAGUUAGAAAAUGAGCUCAAUGACGUAUUGUCCAAAUGUAAUAUAAAUUAUUUUAAAGUAACUUUAGCAAACUACCUUAAUUGCACACCCGCUCCCUAUUAAAGUAGUCUUUACAGUAGCUACAGUAAACUCUUUUAUUGUGUUUACUCCAAGCAGCAUAACCACUGCAGCCUAUGUAAUGGUUAUGGUGCCUGGAGUGUCCUGGCUCUUUCCCAGAGUAACUUGUCAAAACAUUUUAGAACAUUUUGGCUUGUAGGAUCUAUGUAAAGCUUUGAUUUCCACCCUGUGAAUCAGAGACUACCACUACUUCUUUAAGAAUAGGGGUAGCGCUAUUGCAUUUUUGGCUAUAGCAAAUGGUAAGGAGAACACUUACUCUUACUUAAAAUAGCAUUGCUUUCUAUAAAAACCUUUUGGCCUCUAUUACUCAUUCUACUACUCACAGUAUAACCUGUUUUAAGUGAUAUCACCUAUUUAAACUUAAAAGAAUAUAUUUUUUUCCCUUUAAAGCUGUACAACGAGGUCGGAUACCACCUGCUCAUUCCAGCGCCAGUCCCACCGGCGUGCCAGGAGGAGGAGAAUAUUUUAAUGGGCAACCAGUUUCUGAACUAAUUUCCCAGCUUCUGCGUGCAGAACCAUACCCAGCCUCUCGUUAUGGGUCCCAGUAUGCUCAACAGGGAAGUGUAAUGGGCAUUGAUAAUAUCUGUGAGCUUGCUGCCCGGCUUCUUUUUAGCACUGUGGAAUGGUCCCGGAACAUCCCCUACUUUCCAGAGCUUGCUAUGGCAGACCAGGUUUCUUUGCUUCGAUUGAGCUGGAGUGAACUGUUUGUGCUGAAUGCAGCACAGUCCGCCUUACCUCUACAUAUGGCACCCUUAUUGGCAGCUGCAGGUUUCCAUGCUUCACCCAUGUCUGCUGACAGGGUGGUGUCCUUCAUGGACCAGAUACGGGUAUUCCAAGAUCAGGUGGAGAAGCUUAACAGACUUCAGGUGGACUCCGCUGAAUAUGCCUGUUUGAAAGCCAUUGCACUCUUCACAUCAGGUAAAUGCAUCUGUAGUUUUAAAAUAUAUAUAUAUUUGUUCAAUCAGUAUUGUUACAUGUUUUGUGGUCAAUCAUUAUUCUAAAUUUAUUUGUGUUUAGUUUUUUUGCCAUCAGGUAGGCUAUGUGGCCUUCAACUAAUUUCCUUCUUCUCUGUAUUUAGAUGCCUGUGGCCUCACUGACCCAGCCCACGUGGAGAGUUUACAGGAAAAAGCCCAGGUGGCUCUUACAGAGUAUGUCCGAGCCCAGUAUCCUUCACAGCCUCAGAGAUUUGGACGUCUUUUGCUGCGCUUACCUGCCCUCCGAGCUGUGCCUGCAUCCCUCAUCUCCCAACUGUUUUUCAUGAGGCUUGUUGGAAAAACUCCUAUAGAGACUCUCAUCAGGGACAUGCUUCUGUCUGGCAGCAGCUUCAAUUGGCCAUACUCAUCUGGUCAGUAGCACCAUCUGGUGUUUCAGCGUGAUGGUUUUUUUUUCUCUGUGGCCACAUAAUACAGUGUCUUGGGGCAGCCUUCUGCUCCUCUUCAUUGGACAUGGGGUGUGACUACCUAUACUGGAUUUAUGAAGGCACUUCCAAGAUGUAUAGGGUAAAGUUAAACCACUUCUCCUGACUUUUUCUCUCAGGCAGUAAUCCACAUGGUACCAUGUUUCAUGGUUACAAAUAAUGCCUGAGAAUAACAUUUGUAAGACAGCGCCUACAUAGGUCAUUGCCUAGAUGCAUGAUUACUCACUUAUACCAUAAGCACUAAAAGAGGUUAAAGCUGUUCCAUGUGACAUUGUACAGAGCAACCUCAUCACUAACAGUUUCUGUUCAGCUAGCAUCUGUGUUAAAGCAAAUUGUAAAUCCACCAAAUUAAUACACUAUUAUGACUAUAUCCUCAAGCUACACCCACUCUACCUCCUAAAUAUCUGUUUUUGUGUGUCCAUAAGUGAUAUGAACAUUGCAAAUGACUCUUUAGCAGUUCUACUGUUUUUGUAUUCGUUGUAAGGAGCUCACUGCAUUUGGUCCCAUCAGAGAGAGAGACUUUCUGACCUAAUGUAGCAUUGGAUUUCAUAAUACAACAAAAAGUUAAUUGGGUUGGAAUCCACUUUUAGUGCAUGAAAAUGUCCUUAUUUUCAAUGAAACGGAUGAGAUAUGUUAAUUGGGACCAGGGCUCCUCUUAGCUUUAAAAUCCAAUCCUUCAAAAAUAUUUAAUUUAGAAAUCAAUCGGUAAUAUUAUUUUGUAGAUUAUCAAUGUUCUUUAUUUGCAUAUCUAAUACUUAACUUUUGGAUAUAAAUAACUGACAGCCAUACUGAUCUUUGCUCAGAACAGAGUUCGGGAAACUUUGGGAUGUUUAAGCAAACUUUAUAAAUUCUACUUUAAAUCUAUUCUAAAUAUAUUGUUACACCUAAAGAACUUAAUAUGUUGUCUUGGUAAAGGAUAUUCCUCUUAAUCCCUUGGUGAUUUUGUCCAUCCUCGCGUUCUUCAACCAUGUAUUGCAACAAACAAAGUGCUCCUAACAAGUUACUGUUGAAAAGAAAACAUCUAACGCCAUAUGCCUUCAAUAUUAUGUUAUUAUUUAAAACCAUGUAUAAUCCACUUGUAACUCCCAACACUUUGUUGAACUACAAAUCAUGAGCUUAACAAACGUCAUAGGAUCUGUGGUGGUACAAGAGCAGGAGCGCUACCAAGUGUCUACUCCAUACUAUUAUUUUAAAAAACGAAAGCUGGCUAAAGAACAGUUGUCCUAAAGCAGGCAUGACAAACAUAAUAAACAGUGAUUCAGCCCAGUCAUUCAACUAACAAGUCUGUAGAGUUUGCACUUUCUGGGUGAGGGUCACAUUACCACUAUCUUUUAGUACCUUUAAAACUGUACUUAGAGUACCUUGAUGAUUGGAUGAUUCCGAGACACCUCCAAUUUUCAGGUCCAAAAGUUACUCAGUAUGACAAAGUUAGUCUUUUUUUGUGUUUUAGACUUAAAUGGACACUGUAGUCACUAUAACCACUUUGUCUCUUUGAAUUGGUUAUAGUGCCUGGAGUGCCCUGGCACUGUCCCUCCAUUCAGUGUUGCACCAUGUUUGUGCAGUAUGCCACAAAAUAAGAGUCCCUGGCCACCCACAGUCCGGCCCCUUCUGUAUGUGUAGCUAAGGCAGAGUUUACACACUUCCUUGUUGUCAUACCCAUUCAUACUGUCAGUUGGACCUCUGACAGGUUAAAAGCAGUCAGCUGACACUCUCAGCCAAUCACAACUGCACAUUGCUGCUCAGGCUAAUACUUCUUUAUUAGCCAAAGCAGCUCAGAGGGGAUGGACUGCCAUGGUCUCUUGUUUAGCAUUAAAACAUUAAAACUUUAAAAACUGUUUAAUGCUGAAAGAAAUGAUGGUACCAGGGGACUCCAGACACUAUAACCAGUUUAAUGAGAUGAAGCAGAUACAGUGCCUACGGUGUCCCUUUAAGGUGUGUUCACAUCAAGUGGGCUUUCAAUUACUUUCUCCAUCCCAACACCAAUAUCCUUCACGCACAUGACUAGCCACAUACAUUACCACACCCACAUAUAAUUAGCCACGCACACAUGUUUACUAAUUUUUGACACCUGCUAUCCUCUCCGAUUUCUUACUAUUCCAGUGUUAAGGACGUGAGGGGGGGGGGAUGUGAGCAUUCAAGGUGUGCAUUUCCCCCUACAUGCACCUUACUGUUUCCUUGGAGCUCAGUGCAAAUGGUAUAAUACUAACUGCUGUGUUCUGUCACUUAACUGUUUACAAUACCACUCUUUCUGAGCCAUCAACAAGCAGGGAGAGAUGAAAACAUUGUUUCAUUGCACAAAUUAAUUGCCCCUGAUUGGGGCUACAGUGUCUGGAAAAACAAUAUGUUGCAGAUUUCACUUGUAAUGGCCACAGUAGGAUAAUAGUGUGUGCAUGCAAACAGCCAUUAAACUUACCUUACAAAAGAAAGUGUAAACAUAUAUAAAAAUAAAGUAUGUUUAUGCAAAAAAUGUAGAUGGGAUGUACUUUAUGUAAAGUGAGAACAAAACCAAUCACUUUUUAGGUUUGACAUACCUGUUUUAAAGAAACUGUUUUAAAGAAGAAAAUCAAGGCACUAUUGUUAUGGAUUUUGUAUUUCGUUUAAUAGCCAUCAAGGGUUGUUUAUCAGUUUUCACUUAUCUGUCUAAUGAAAUUUGUAUCUGAUGGAUUAUCUCUCUGCAGUUUUAAUUACCCUAUUUCUAUUGAUUGAAGAGCUUCUAAUCGCAAAGUCGGAAUUUGCAGGUCCUAUAACUUAUUUUAAUGUGUUAUUUGUUUUUAAUGAAAGCCAUUUAUAUUUCACCAUUACUGACCCUUACAGUCAACCUGUCAUCCACUGAUUUACUGUGUGGCUGACAAAAUCAGCUUCAGGUAGGUAUACAUCCAAUCUAUUUAUUUUGCUGACAAAUUCGACAGCAAAUGUAUAGAUAAAAAUAUACUCACCUGAAGUAUGCUCCCUCCUAGCAUGGCUUCCUGUGAAGUAAUAUCAAAUCAUGUCAGGUAAACUUUGUAUUGUCCACUUCCUUACAAUUUGCAUAAUGAUUCUAGGUAACUGAUCCAUUGCGGUUUUAAAACUUUUUUCUUUUAGUGCUGGCCAACCAGUGAUUUUUAACCUUUUUGUCAAAUACCCAAAAUAUGCUCAAGCAAUUAGCUUUGGGGGCCCGUUAUUUACGUGCAAAAUGUGUGAAAAAUGGUAGACUAUAGGUUAUUAAUGCUUCACACUUUAUGCAUAUAAAUCUUUUAGGCUACACUCAUGAGUCCUGUUAGUCAACGUCUGUAGAUGAGUUAGCCCUUGUUUUCGUUUAGAAUAGAAAAUUCAUUAUGCCAAUUCUUUGCAUAUGUAUUUCUAAAUUGAAAUGUCAGUACCAAAAAGUACAUGUGAUUCAGUUCAGGAUCUUCUUGAACGUAAUAUUAUUUUUACCCACAAUAUUUUUGGGUUUGAUGCAGUAACAAUGAUGAUUGUUGGGAUAUGCCAUUGUUCAGGUGCAGCAAAUAGGUUACUGUGUUUAAAACAGCUAACAUUUUCUGUCUCCUUUUUAUAAAUGUGUAAACAUUCUGCUAAUGCCAAAAACUGUGUGGAAGGAAAUAUUGCCAAAGCCAGAAUGUAGAAAUAAAAUAUUUUACACUCAUAUGUGAAGUUGGCUGUUGUAUUAUCAAAGAG